GUGACGUAGGCGCAAAAUAACUGCGCAUGCGUGGCGGUGGUACACACGUGAAGCAGAGGAGACAGCAUGGCUGAAAAAACAGAAAUUGCUUUAGACCGGGGGCAGGUGAAAAAGGCCGUUCAAGCGCUGCAGGCUUUCCUGAAAACCAAGUCCACCAGUAGUUCUCUGUUCCUGGACGACACUCAGCAGAUCAGCCUGCUCUUCACCUUCUGGAAGGUCCCGAAAGAGGCACAGACCAUCCGCAUUCCCUUGCCCCAUGGCCAGAGGCCGGAUACAGAGGAGGUCUGUCUGUUCACCAGAGAUGAGCCCAAGAUGACCUCAGAGCAAACCCAGAGGUUUUAUAAGAAGUUGCUGGAGGAGAGGGGCGUCAAAAACAUCACUGAGAUCAUCCCCUACAAGGCCCUGAGGACGGAGUACAAACCGUUUGAAGCCAAACGCCGUCUGCUGGGGAAUUUUGACAUGUUCCUCUCUGACGACCGCAUCCGCCGCCUGCUGCCGUCCCAUCUCGGAAAACAUUUCUACCAGAGGAAGAGAGAGCCGCUGUGUGUGAACCUGCAGAGCAAACAGCUUGCCAGAGACAUCCAGAAAGUCAUCCAAGGCACCAAUGUGAAGGUCACAAACAAGGGCUGCUGCUGUAUGGCUCGUGUUGCUCAUUCCGGCAUGACGGCAGAUGAGGUGACAGAAAACAUUGAAGCUGCUGUCCAAACAGUGGUGGCCAAACUACGUAUGAAAGGACCAGUGAUGAAGCUUAUCCACUUAAAGAGUCAAACCUCAGUGGCCCUGCCCAUCUACACCUCAGAGCUGAACCACCUCACUGUGCUGGACGACGCAGAGAAGCAGAAGCAGGCUCAGAGUCCUAAGGCAAAGGAAGCUGCUGCCAAAAAGCAGGCAAAGAACAAGACAGAGGACACAAAGCAAACAGACACCACCGCAGAGGGAAAGGGAGAGGAGAAGAAGAAGGCGAAGGGAAAGAAAAAGAAGGCAGCGGAGGAGGAAGAGGAAGAAAUCCCACAGCUGGUUCCCAUAGAAACGCAGAGCAAAAAGCCUAAAGUGGAGAAGCCACCCAAAAAGAAGCAGCAGCUGAAGAAAGCACCCAAACCUGCCGUACUGAAGAAAGGAACAAAAGCUCAAAGCAAACUGACCAAGAAAGCUGGCAAGACUGAUUCCAAAGUAAAAAGGAAAGUGCCUAAACUGAAAUAACUGUCAGUAGCACAUCUUUUUAUAUUACCUUUUUCAACAUGGACAUUUGACACAGUAUUCAGGAGCAGAUUGUUUAUAGAAUGAUCUAUAUAUUCAUCCUGUUUUGUCUUGUUUGCUUGACUGAAGCAGAUUAUAAACGUAUCUAUCAGAAAUGA
This is a messenger RNA of Thunnus maccoyii (southern bluefin tuna), 1355 nucleotides long. RefSeq names its product ribosomal L1 domain containing 1 (gene rsl1d1). Lineage: Eukaryota; Metazoa; Chordata; Actinopteri; Scombriformes; Scombridae. Gene Ontology annotation, cellular component: 90S preribosome. The record is from RefSeq and is a predicted model, not a curated record. The transcript is spliced from 9 exons. The coding region runs from base 67 to 1200 and encodes 377 amino acids.